Impatiens glandulifera is the source of this 759-nucleotide messenger RNA. Its product is annotated as calmodulin-7-like. The transcript has 2 exons. Lineage: Eukaryota; Viridiplantae; Streptophyta; Magnoliopsida; Ericales; Balsaminaceae. Gene Ontology annotation, molecular function: calcium ion binding; enzyme regulator activity. Bases 91 to 540 code for a protein of 149 amino acids. The record is from RefSeq and is a predicted model, not a curated record.
AACGAUCGACGGUUUAAUCUAAGUAGACUUGCGUUCUCUCUCUUCAUUUGAUCCAAUCUCUCUCUCUCUCUCUGUGAAUUCAUCAAGAAAAUGGCGGAUCAGCUCACCGAUGAUCAGAUCUCUGAGUUCAAGGAGGCGUUCAGUCUCUUCGAUAAGGAUGGAGAUGGUUGCAUCACAACGAAGGAACUUGGAACUGUGAUGAGAUCACUUGGACAGAAUCCAACUGAGGCAGAACUUCAAGACAUGAUAAACGAAGUUGAUGCAGAUGGUAAUGGAACAAUAGAUUUUCCUGAGUUUCUAAACCUGAUGGCAAGAAAGAUGAAGGAUACAGAUUCAGAGGAGGAACUGAAAGAGGCGUUCAGAGUGUUUGACAAGGAUCAGAAUGGAUUCAUUUCUGCUGCUGAAUUGCGUCAUGUUAUGACAAAUCUUGGGGAGAAGCUAACUGAUGAAGAAGUUGAUGAAAUGGUUAGAGAAGCUGAUGUUGAUGGUGAUGGCCAGAUCAACUAUGAAGAAUUUGUCAAGGUGAUGAUGGCCAAGUAAAAUCUAUAUUAUAUUUUCUCUACUACUUACUAAUAACAAAAAAGAUCUCUUCUUUAUAUUACAGAAGAUAACCCUUUUUUUUUCAAUCAUCUUCUUCCCCCCUUAUAAACAUAAAUCAUCAUGAAGAUGGGUGCAAAAUCUAUUUUCUUCUUUAUUUCUGUUCUUUGUGAUUUGUAAACAUCUUUCUUCCCUUUGAGGUUGAAUCUAUUGAUUAAUCCU